UCAAGACCCACUGUGUUAUCAACGUUUAAAUCCGCUGCCCAGUGUGGUUUGACUCGCGUUUGUUUAACGUCUCUGCACGAACGUAUGCUGAACGCAGCCCGGGUGUUUUCCGUUGGGUCCUCCUGCGUGCAUCCGGACGUCCUUGGGUUUUGUGGCUGAGCGUUAAUGUGACACACACCGGUUUAUACAGCGGUUUGUUUUAAUAGCGGGGUUUUAACAGAGGUCAGUCGGUGGUCCGGUCGAACUAGAACAAGAACCGAAGUCGGUGAAAUAUCCAUCCGCCUCCCUUGUUUUGGUACAACAUGGUCAGAAAACUGAACCCUGAUGGUCCAUUACCACCCUGUAACUCGAGUGUAAUGACACCACUUUUCCAUGUGAUGUAUCCCAGCAGUGACUCGUCCAUAUCGCCACUGAAAUGUCUCUGCCAACGAUCACACGUCUCCCCUCAGCGAGGCUGCUGAGCUCCCUCCUCCUCCACCACCAGCACCAUCUCCUCCUCCCCUCCAUCGCUCCUCUCACUGUGCCCACAAGAUUAAUUCAUGCUGAAUACAGACGACCCGGCAAACCCAAAGAAAACCUAUGGCAGAAGAUUAACAUCGACUUCUCAAAGGGUAUGAAGGGGAUAAAGAAGAAUUUCACACUGCUGAAAAAUGAGUUUUUUGACCGAUGGGUUGGUCCAGAAGGUAAACCGAUCCUUGAGCACAUGCUGGAGCAGAACCGAGUGGUAUGGGAGUUCAGAGGUCCAGAGAGCCUGGAGCACUGGACGUUGUCCUCAGAUCGUGAGGUGGGAGGCCAGAGUGAAGUUUACUUGAAGCUGGGCAAAAACAGCAAUACCUGUUUUCUGUACGGGACUCUGAACUGCACUCCUCCAAGAGACGGAGAAACACGCUACAGUGGCUACUGCACCAUGCGCUCCAAGCAACCACUGGCUUCAUUUGAUAGGAAAAAGCACCACGACUGGUCCAGUUUCAACACCCUGCAUUUGCGUGUGCGUGGCGAUGGCCGUCCGUGGAUGAUCAACCUUGCAACAGAAACGUACUUCUCGCAUCAGAAAGAUGACAUAUACAGCUAUUUCCUGUAUACCAGGGGAGGACCCUACUGGCAAGAUGUCAAGAUCCCUUUCUCCAAGUUCUUCCUUGCAUAUCGUGGGAGGAUACACGACACUCAGCACCCUCUCUGGGUGGACAAGGUAAACACCAUUGGAUUUACGCUGGGGGAUAAAGCCAACGGUCCGUUCCAGCUGGAGAUCGAUUUCAUUGGCGUCUGCAAAGAUUAUGCACACACUGAGGAGUGUGCCUAUGAGAUGUACAAGAGGAAUCCUGAAGUUUGAGAGGAACUAUUACAAUACUGCAGAUGAACGGUUAUUGAAGAAUAGUUCUGUUACUGAAACUCCUACCUUCUGCCAUCUUGGUGACAUUUAAUUUAAGAUGCUGUUUAUCUGGAUUCUAGUACAUGUACUCUGAUACUUCACAGACUAUCACACGUUCCCAGAAGAAAUACGUUCCUGUUCGUGAAAAUAAGCCAAUGUGGUCAAUUCAGGACAGGAUCAAGUCCUGUACAUGACAGGUCUUCUUCCACGAGAUAAUGUCCACAACCCAAAUCUUAAUAAAACAUCAUUUUCUCAUGAA
Messenger RNA from Dicentrarchus labrax (European seabass), 1628 nucleotides. RefSeq names its product NADH:ubiquinone oxidoreductase complex assembly factor 1 (gene ndufaf1). The record is from RefSeq and is a predicted model, not a curated record. NCBI's taxonomy places the organism in Eukaryota, Metazoa, Chordata, Actinopteri, Moronidae. The transcript has 5 exons. The coding region runs from base 416 to 1330 and encodes 304 amino acids. Gene Ontology annotation, biological process: mitochondrial respiratory chain complex I assembly; mitochondrial electron transport, NADH to ubiquinone. Gene Ontology annotation, cellular component: mitochondrion.